Soboliphyme baturini is the source of this 1308-nucleotide messenger RNA. NCBI's taxonomy places the organism in Eukaryota, Metazoa, Nematoda, Enoplea, Dioctophymatida, Soboliphymatidae. The record is from the annotation of a GenBank genome assembly.
AUGAUUUGGUUACAUGUGCCGUUUUUGAACCGGUUUGAUUCACCUCAAGAACUGGUCAGAAUUCAGCAUCCUUCAGAAACUGAGAAGUCAGAGAAUUUGAUACCGGAAAAAGGAGAUUGUUACGGGUUAUAUCCUCAAAACAUUGCCGAGGAUUGGAACGAAUACCUUUUGCGUUCGAUCUCAGAUUUGUUCAACAAGGAAAAGGACUUCACAAUAAACCGUAUGUCUGCCAAUGACGCGAUUAGAACGCAUGUCGGGCCAUCGUCUCCUUUUGAAGUGCUCUGGAAAGAAGUGGCUGACAGAACUACUGCGGAUGGUUUCUUUGACGAACACGUCCGAAUUGAGGAUGUUGUGGCUGCCGUCUCUUCAGCCAAGAUCGUCUUAAGUUCGGUGCCAAAGCGCGGAUCACAGCUGAAGAUAGAACUUUUACUGGAAGGUGGCCAGCGUGCACUUUGGAAACCGAAAAUCGUCGAAAUAACGGAACAAAUCUUCGGCAAACCAUACGAUGGACCCGACAGACACAAUAGCGAAAUCGUCGCCUUUCACUUGAGUCGAAUCUUAAAUAUUCGUCGCACACCCGUUGUUGUUGGUCGUAAAGUUCACUUGAAAAACGAACUUUUCGUUACCUCAGAGGAAAAUCUCAAAAGAACGUUUUUGUAUUCGUCCAAUGGCAGCUUUUGUUUUUAUGGUCAUUGUUUGUACUGUGACAUUCGCAAUCCCGUUUGCGCUGACCAUGAUGGAUACCUGGAAGGCAGUGUCGUACUGUUUCUGCCCGAAAAACUUCUUCCAUUCUCGCGUAUGCGAAGUCCGUGGUGUAGAGACUACAUAACUCAUUCGAGUCCUUCAUCCGUGACCAAUUGCUCAUUAUGCCGAGGACUGAAAAACCACAGUUUCUUCGGAUCAGAAGCCGUGUUCUUGGACCUGAUAGACAUGGCGGUGUUCGACUAUCUUAUGGGUAACGCCGAUCGCCAUUUACUAGAAUUUACUGCCUCAAAGGUAUAUCAAUUUCAGAGGUUGGCACUGCUGGACAAUGGAAAGGGGCUAAGAAACAGCAACGUUGAUGAGCUGAGCAUUUUGGCCCCUCUGUAUCAGUGCUGCCGUAUCCGGAACAGCACGUAUUUAUCUCUGCUGCGUUUCGCACAGCAAGAUAUCGCUACGGCAUUGGAUACUCAGCUUCGGGUGGACCAUUUGUAUCCGGUUUUAACCGAAGCUGGACUAGCAGCAAUAUACCGGAGGCACAGACAUGUUUUAGCGUUACUGAGACUUUGCGUUGAAAAAUAUGGACUCAGAAAUGUAGUCCGAAGUUGA